AUAAGAAAGUCCAAAUGCCCAAAAAAUAACAGGGCAAUCAGUUGGUUUGUGUGUGACCCUAUUUCAAAAUCUGACCCCAAAACAAUCUUAUCUCUUACCUGUGCCCUUCAAGACCCUUUCCUAAAGGUCCAAUUAGCUUCUCGGGUUCGUUCCAAAAAAGCCCAAAUCUCUCUCUCUCUCUCUCUGCAAAACCCUAGAUCUCGAUCAUUCCCGGAGACCUCCAUAGCUCGGUCUCCGAGCUUCGAUCGUCGCCUCCGCGCCUUCCGUUGUCGUCUCAGAACCUUCGCAGGAAUUGACCUGUCAAGACAAAGAUGGCAGCUUCUGUUGAAGAGCAGAUGGUCAGCACUCCUGUUCAAGACCAUAUGGUUACAACCCCUUCGGAAGACCAUAUGGUGACCACCCGUGUUGAAGAACAUAUAGGUCAAGACCAUAUUGUCACCAACCCUGGUGAAGACCAUAUGGGUCAAGCCCAUAUUGUCACAUCCCUCGGUCAAGACCAUAUUGUCACCUCCCUCGGUCAAGACCAUAUUGUCACCACCCUCGGUCCAGACCAUAUUGUCACCACCCCUGUUGAAGAUAAGAUUAUUGCUACCCCUGGUGAAGAAAAGACAGCUAUCCCUGAUGAGGAAAAGAUGCUAACUCCUUAUGAAGACAAGAUGUUAACUCCUUAUGAAGAGAAGACACCAAGCUUGUAUGAAAAUAGCGAGGUGCCUAAUCCGGAAACACAGCCUAACAAGCGGAGGAAGAAGAAGUCCAUAGUCUGGGAGCACUUCACCAUUGAAACUGUGAGUGCUGGAUGUAGGAGGGCGUGCUGUAAGCAAUGCAAGCAAAGUUUUGCUUAUAGCACAGGCUCAAAAGUGGCAGGUACAAGUCAUCUGAAACGCCAUAUUGCAAAGGGAACAUGCCCAGCAUUGCUCCGUAACCAGGACAAGAAUCAGCUGAGCCCAUAUACACCUAAUUCAAGGUUAGGUAACAGCACUUCUGAUCCACCAAAACGGCGUUACAGAACCAAUAGCACGCCCCAGGUUUUGUUUGAUGCAGACCGUAUCCGCCACGAGAUUGCUAGGAUGAUUAUUAUGCAUGAUUUCCCGCUUCACAUGGUUGAUCACCAGGGCUUUUUAACUUUUGUCCAGCAUCUGCAGCCUUAUUUCCAGAUGGUGAGCUUCAACACUGUCCAAGGGGAUUGUGUUGCAACAUACUUAAUGGAAAAGCAACAUCUUAUCAAGUUUAUUGAGGGUAUACCUGGACGAGUUUGCCUUGCUCUGGACAUGUGGACUUCAAGUCGAAGUGUGGGUUAUGUUUUCAUUACUGGUCACUUCAUUGAUAGUGAUUGGAAGUUGCAAAGACGGCUUCUUAAUGUUGUGAUGGAACCAUAUCCCGACUCUGAUACUGCGUUUAGCCAUGCUGUUGCCGUUUGUCUUCAUGAUUGGAGUUUGGAGAACAAAUUGUUUUCAAUCACUUAUAAUCAGUCGCUCAGUGAAGCCGCAGUUGAAAAUAUGAGGCCUCUACUCUCCAUCAAGAACCCACUUAUCCUCAAUGGUCAGUUGUUGGUUGGGAAUUGUAUCGCUCGUACCUUCAGCAGCAUUGCGAAAGAUGUUUUGGAUGAAGGGAAAGAAAAGGUCCGAAAGGUCCGUGAAAGUGUAAAGUAUGUGAAGACUUCAGAUUCUCAUGAGGAAAAGUUCCUCGAGCUCAAGGAACAGCUUCAAGUCCCAAGUGAACGGAGCCUGUCUCUGGAUGACCAAACUCAAUGGAACACUACGUAUCAGAUGCUGUUGGCUGCUUCUGAGUUAAAAGAGGUAUUUUCUUGCUUGGAUACGUCCGACCCAGAUUACAGGGGAGCUCCAUCCUUGGAGGAUUGGAAGCAGAUUGAGAUAAUUUGCACAUACUUGAAACUUCUCUUUGAUGCAGCCAACAUCCUUACCACCACAACUAACCCAACGCCAAUUACCUUCUUCCAUGAAGUGUGGAAGAUUCAGUCAGAGCUGGCUCGUGCAGUUACAAGUGAAGAUCCUUUCAUCAGUUCCUUAACUAAAAGAAUGCAAGAAAAAAUUGACAAGUACUGGAAGGAUUGUAGCCUCGCAUUGGCAACUGCAGUAGUCAUGGAUCCCCGGUUCAAAAUGAAGCUUGUUGAAUUUAGUUUCAACAAAAUCUAUGGUGAAGAAGCACCUACAUACAUCAAGAUUGUUGAUGAUGGAAUUCACGAGCUUUUCCAUGAAUACGUCGCGCUGCCUCUGCCACUGACGCCUACUUAUGCGGAAGAAGGUAAUUCACGCAAUGUUAAAACGGAGGAAUCACAAGGAGGAACUCUUCUGUCCGACAAUGGGCUAACGGAUUUUGACGUCUACAUCAUGGAGACCACUAGCCAACAGAUGAAAUCAGAGCUGGACCAGUAUUUGGAUGAAUCUUUGUUGCCUCGCGUCCAAGAUUUCGAUGUGUUGGGUUGGUGGAAACUGAACAAGUUGAAGUACCCAACUCUUUCGAAAAUGGCUCGUGACAUUUUGUCAAUCCCAGUAUCCACUGUUCCUCCUGACUCGAUAUUUGACACCACUGCGAAAGAGAUGGAUAAGUAUCGAUGCUCUUUACGACCAGAGACAGUAGAAGCCCUUAUAUGUGCCAAAGAUUGGAUGCAGUACGGGCUACAAGACGUCUCAAAUGCACUUGUGAGAAUGGAAUAUUGAUUAUGAUUAGUUUCUGUCAUCCUUCAUGUAUGAUGGUAGGUUGCCUGGCCAGAAGUAAAAUGUAUGUUGGUAGGUGCUGUAUUAUUUAUUAGGCAUUAGUUUGUCAUUCACCAUUAGGUUGGCAUUUGUAUCAUUCUAAGAGACCUUAAUGCUUGGACAUGACAGCUUUUUAUUUUUUUUCAUUUUUAGUUUCUAAUGUUAGGAUUGGCAGUUUCAAAGAUGAGCAUUUGGUUGGCCUGUUCUUUGUUC
This is a messenger RNA of Morus notabilis, 2927 nucleotides long. RefSeq names its product zinc finger BED domain-containing protein DAYSLEEPER. The transcript has 2 exons. Lineage: Eukaryota; Viridiplantae; Streptophyta; Magnoliopsida; Rosales; Moraceae. The record is from RefSeq and is a predicted model, not a curated record. Gene Ontology annotation, molecular function: protein dimerization activity; DNA binding. Bases 312 to 2678 code for a protein of 788 amino acids.